CCUACACCAGCCUCACACAGCCAAACUUCAUCACUUCGACCACCUGCGAUGUCGCUCACUCUCACAGUCAAAAUCGAUGACGACCAAAUCCAUUUUAUGAAGGGUCGGGGCUACGACCUCUUCAUUGCGAAGCUGGUUCAAGGUCAAGCCAAAGCCAACGUGAUUUGGAAGAGUAAAUCAGCGUACAUUAGUACCAACACGUUCCAAUGGCAACCAUUCUUCGCUAUCGCUGGGUCAGAAAAUGUUAAGCCAGGCGCCCUCGUCUCAGCUCUCACAAAGGUGAAAUCCAUCGGGUAUGGUCAGUCGAUCGAGAUCGACAAGGACGGCGUCAUCACCGACGCCUCGAACCCUGUCAAUCCAGGCCAGCCGUUCAGGAUCACCAACAGGGACUCCGAUAUCGAUCUUGCCGCAGCCAUUUACGCCGUGGACCCAGCCGACCCAGAAGCUGAACUUUCGAAUCCCUUCUUCAUCAGCAAAGUUCUUGGAAAAGACCUCACCGUCGAUAUCUUGCCGCUCGAGACCGUGGUGCUUUGGUUUGGAGCGCAUCAGGAAACCAGCACGGUCAUUGCAGACUAUUCCGGUGCCAUUUUGACAGUUGUUUAUGGCAAAGGAGAGAGUGCACACACCGCUCAGUGGACGAAAGACGGCUGGAAGCUUGUUAAAUGAUCGCGCAGAGUCCGUACUUAGUCCUGUAUAGCCAUGCGAUAGCUUUCGUCGCGUCUUGACUCUGAAUCGGCCCUUGAAUACUUCUAUAAAACUUUUACUUACAAUGUCAAUGUAUGCUCUGGCAGG
This is a messenger RNA of Marasmius oreades (fairy-ring Marasmius), 792 nucleotides long. RefSeq lists its product as uncharacterized. The record is from RefSeq and is a predicted model, not a curated record. Lineage: Eukaryota; Fungi; Basidiomycota; Agaricomycetes; Agaricales; Marasmiaceae. Bases 49 to 666 code for a protein of 205 amino acids. The transcript is spliced from 2 exons.